UCUCUCGUAACGUCAUCGGUCCAAUGAAGCUGGAUAGGUUGGGGCGUGCCUUCAAGACCAAGUUCGUCCAUCAACCCAUGGUCCAUAAACGUUGACGUUGAGCCAUCGUCGAUGAAAGCGAAUGUUUCCACCUUUCCUCGUGGCCCGUACAGCGUCACUGACAUACCGGAGCUACCAUGGGUGCCUUCCUGGUGCAGCAGUGAAUUAUGCAAGAUACUGCACCCAUCUACGCCACAAGGAGUUGUGAUGUUGCAUCUUCCGUUGUGGUAUUCGAGACAUCUGCGACACAGUUUGCGUUCGUUGAUGAACGCCCUCCUGGCAGCUACCGUAGUCCUGAGAAACUUCUCACAGGCGCGCAACGACACGCACGUCCCCCCACAGAGGAUACACGACGAUGACUCCGGGUGGCUACUCGAUGAAGGUACACCGCUGCUGGACUCAUCCUGGAGUACCACGGCGUUGCAGUAAGCUGGAG
Molecule: messenger RNA, 475 nt
Organism: Anopheles arabiensis
Lineage: Eukaryota; Metazoa; Arthropoda; Insecta; Diptera; Culicidae
Exons: 2
Coding region: 112-468 (118 amino acids)
Source: RefSeq, a predicted model, not a curated record